AUGUACGACUCGUACCGCCCUCACCUCCUGCUAUCCCAGGUCCCUCUGACCGUAUCACCGUUCAUCAGCCUCCCUACGUCGGUUACUUUGCCCUACACUUACAAAUCAGUCUCUUCGACCCUUCCGCCCUCGGUCCUUGACAAUCCGACCAACCCUGAUUCCAGACCCCGCUAUGUCGUCUCCUCCAGUGGCGAGCAUGCGGCUCAUCCAGAUGAGAUCCUCGCUGCAUGCAAGUCUCUCGAACAACACCUGAAGAAAGCCCGAGCUGAUGCCGAGGGUGCCAUCAAGGCCUGGGAAGAAUCCAUUCGACAGCGUGAGCUUGCAGAAAGGCGUCGUGUUGCGCCUGGCUGGUUAGACCGGGAAGAGAAGUUGCUGCAGCCGAGCAGGGCUGCAGGGUCUCCUGGCUCCAAGGGCGACGUGAGCGAAAGUCUGCUUGACAGUACUUCCGCCGAUCAGGGAUCGUCCACCCUGCCAGCAAUGGUACCUCGCGAUGAGGGAAAGGAGCUGGACCGAGCAUUUGGCGGGCUUGGUCUGAAAUGA
Molecule: messenger RNA, 540 nt
Organism: Penicillium canariense
Lineage: Eukaryota; Fungi; Ascomycota; Eurotiomycetes; Eurotiales; Aspergillaceae
Exons: 2
Coding region: 1-540 (179 amino acids)
Source: RefSeq, a predicted model, not a curated record